Molecule: messenger RNA, 390 nt
Organism: Durusdinium trenchii
Lineage: Eukaryota; Dinophyceae; Suessiales; Symbiodiniaceae
Source: the annotation of a GenBank genome assembly
AUGACCAUUAUGAGGCAUCACCAGUCCUUGGCCGUCUACUCCUUGCAGCUUCAGCUGGAAGGAAGCAGCCGUGAUUGGAGGCGGUUGAUCCUGGAUUGGCUCGUGAUCUCGUGGCUCCUUUACUUCCUCAUCCUCUUCCUCCUAACCUUCACCUACAUCGCUGUGCGCAAGCGCACCAUCAGGCAAUUGCAUCUGCACUCGGAGGAAUCCUUUGAUGAAGAGGCUGCCAAGUCGCGGGCCCAUGUCAGGCGCUUCUCCAUGGUGCCCACCGGCGACGAUGAGACGUCCGAUAGUGCGACGAUGGAGACGGUGCAGUCUGGUUACCAGCGCUGGUUCUUUGGCGUCUUCCUCUAUGUGCUUUGGAUGAUUGCUGGGAGCCCAGGGCAUUAG